Gossypium raimondii (Peruvian cotton) is the source of this 1453-nucleotide messenger RNA. RefSeq names its product beta-glucuronosyltransferase GlcAT14C. Gene Ontology annotation, molecular function: glucuronosyltransferase activity. The transcript has 4 exons. NCBI's taxonomy places the organism in Eukaryota, Viridiplantae, Streptophyta, Magnoliopsida, Malvales, Malvaceae. The record is from RefSeq and is a predicted model, not a curated record. Bases 119 to 1369 code for a protein of 416 amino acids. Gene Ontology annotation, cellular component: membrane.
AAACUUGACCGGACACCAAAUCCAAUAAUUUUAUGUUCUUUUACCUUAGAUCUAGUUCCAAAACCAUCCUAAAUUUUAGCUCUCUUGUCCGAAAGUCUCCUGUUUUCUUUUUCAAUUAAUGAAAAGAACUCACUUUCCUUAUUCAGAUCGAUCAUGGCUUUUACUGCCAAUCCUCAUAAUCUCAAUCAUUUCACUCACUUUCCUUCUCUCAUUAACCUUCACCCAAAAUAAAUCCACUUCAUUCGAACCCGAAUUUUCCUUUCAAGAACCCAGAUUUUCUUUCUCCGGACGGGAUUACGGCCGGUUACCGAGGUUACCCAGAUUUGCUUAUUCCAUAUCGGGGACGAAAGGUGAUGGGCCGCGCGUUAAAAGGUUGUUGCAGGCGAUUUAUCACCCGAGGAAUUACUAUUUGGUCCAUUUGGAUCUUGAUGCUUCGGAUUCGGAGCGGUUUGAGUUGGCUAAGUAUGUGAAAGCGGAGGGUGUGAUUAAGGAGUUCGGGAACGUGAUGGUCAUCGGAAAAGCUGAUUUGGUGACUUAUAAGGGGCCUACUAUGGUUGCCGCUACGCUUCAUGCCGUGGCGAUUUUGUUGAAGGAAGCUAAAGAUUGGGAUUGGUUUGUGAACCUUAGUGCAGAUGAUUAUCCCCUUAUGACCCAAGAUGAUAUCGUGCACAUCUUCUCGUACUUGCCUAGGGAUCUCAAUUUCCUCGAGCACACGAGUAGCAUUGGCUGGAAAGAAUACCAAAGAGCAAGGCCAAUCAUUAUAGACCCGGGUUUAUACCAUUCGAAGAAAUCUGGCGUAUUUUGGGCUAAGGAGAAAAGAUCGUUGCCUGCUUCUUUCAAGUUAUUCAUGGGAUCAGAAUGGGUGGUGCUGACAAAAUCGUUUCUCGAAUUCUGUGUAUGGGGAUGGGAUAAUCUUCCACGUACCCUCCUUAUGUACUACACGAACUUCAUAUCGUCCCCGGAAGGUUACUUCCACACCGUAGUUUGCAAUCACAAAGAUUACCAGAACACGACCGUGAACCAUGACUUGCAUUAUAUACGAUGGGAUAACCCUCCGAAGCAGCAUCCGAUGACUUUGACGUUGGAACAUUUCGACGACAUGGUUCGAAGUGGAGCACCUUUUGCUCGGAAGUUUGCCAAGGAUGAUGAUUCAGCCCUCAAUAAGAUUGACAAGGAAUUGUUGAGGAGAUCGUACGGUCGUUUUACCCCAGGGGGUUGGUGCGUGGGAGGUUCAAACCCGGGUAAAGAUCCGUGUGUAGUUUACGGGAACCCAAAUGCUGUCAAACCUACUGUAAGUUCAAAGAGGCUUGAGAAACUAUUGGUACAACUUCUUGAUUCUGGAAAUUUCAGAUCAAAACAAUGUAAAUAGUUAUUUUUUGUAAUGUGAUGCUUAAUGUCCCGAUUCUCGAGGUCAUUGGUUGUCAUUCGAUAUUCGAUUCUUGUUCGAUACUAA